Messenger RNA from Mesocestoides corti, 2115 nucleotides. The record is from the annotation of a GenBank genome assembly. NCBI's taxonomy places the organism in Eukaryota, Metazoa, Platyhelminthes, Cestoda, Cyclophyllidea, Mesocestoididae.
AUGACGUUUGAGAAGUUUGACGACCUUCGUCUAUGGGCUGACACUUUACAGGACUCUCUUGUGUCUCCCAAAUCUAGUUGCCUCCAUUUCCACUCUUCCUCGAUCAUUCCCUCAGAAGCUUCGGACGGCGAAGCUCUGAACGCUGCAGCAUCUCAGAAAAGUUGUUCCACUCGAGCACUGUCCACUAGAAGCUCAAACCACCAAACUCACUUCUCAAAUCUCUUUUCUCGCGCCAUACACCAUUGUGGUGGGAACAAUGAUGGCUUCCUCCAUGUCACACUCGACCGACUUCUUUUCGUUACCACCUCCCAGGGACGAAAACCAGCUCUUCUUGCCUUUUGGAAUUUUACAAAUGGAGAAAUCAGUGUAUACGGAACUGGGCGAGCUUGUAUGAAAACAGACGACUUAGAAACCAAAGUUUUUUAUUUGGUGGAUGGAAAAGGCCAGUAUAUUUUUAUCUGUGACCGAGCUGUCGAGCUAAGCGCUUGGAUCCAGCGUGCCACCAGACCAGCGUCAUACCUUUACGAAAGACGGUGGUUAUCCUCUGUAGCUGCUCAGUUGGGAGAAGACCAGAAAUUAGUGGUUAUGCCCCUAAGUGGAGGCAGUGGACGGGAAGUGUGUGGUGCCAGUUUGGGUGAGGUCGAUGAGAUUCCCGUAACUAGUUCUCAGAAAACACCGUAUUUCCCCGUUUUCCGUCCAAAUCCUUCCUCCUCCAUGGAUGUUGAUGUACAUCUCCCAGAGAAACCUUUUGGGAAUAAUUUCUCAUCCUCCUCCUUCACUUUCCGCCGGCAUGUUCGUGGAAGGCAAGUAAUUUACUACUUUUUUGUCAGUAAAUUCAGGUCAGGGUCAUACCGAGCCCGUAUGCGAUUCUCAAGUAAUCCAACUGACCGUCCAGUGCAACCAAACGCACUCCAAGCAAGCUGUCAGUACGCCUCCGCCAGUGUGCCUUCGACUCACGACGCCAAUGUUGUCUCACGGUGGGACUCUGAGAUCCUCUCGUGUCCAUGUCAAUGUAGCAGAACCGACGAUCAGCCAUCGAUGGUUGCACUAUCACCUCUCCCACUGGAGAGCCCGGACACCAUGAAGUACUUUCCUCUCACCUCCGUGGACUGCCCCCUUGACUGUGGAAAUCCGGGACGCGUGGAAAAAGAGGAUCGAGUGCGGACACUGUCAGCCGCUCUCUCGUCGCCAGAUUCGUCUUGUGCAAACCCCCGUCCCGAAUGUGACGGCAAAACCGAGGCCGAAGUGCGACCGGCGAGGUGGGCCUCUCGACCCCGUCAACUGGGCAAUCGAUCCACAUCUCUCACGCUUUCAAACCACCCCUCGGCGUCGCCAUUUUCACGAGGUGCCGGAUCUACGCGAUACCGUGCUGCUUCCCUGAGCCCAUCAUCGAUCCUAGGCGUGACCUGCAGCGUACCGUGGGAUGCCGCACCGACUAACGAGAAGCCACGAACAGGUUGUCUCUAUUCGUCUCGCGAUGAGAUACGCGAGGCUGCUCUGAGAGCUGCAACCACUUUGCCUGCUUCCAGCCAACUCACCUCACUUCCUUCCGCCAAGUACUCUUCCGGUUUGUCCUCCGAUGAAAGUGAUGCGAGAGUUGACGCUUCCGACCAGCGUCUCACGCAUCUCGGUGUUCCCGGUUGCCAUUCAUUUUACGAUGCUCGGAUCUCUCGCUCGGCGAACUACCUCGGCUACACCCCGUACGUCCCAAUCUCGUGGCGUCGCAAUCACACCAUGAACGACCAGGUUGAAAUGACCGACAGAAGCGGGGGUAAUGUUUUGUCACUGAAUGAGGAGAAUGCAGGCAAUGCAUUCCAAGAAGUAUCGAGUCCCGAACCGCCGCUAUCUCGUUCACCCGAUUCGCCUCUCGUCUCCCUGGGUUUACUACCGUCCUCUAUUGACAAGGCGGACGGCAGCAAACUGAUGAGCACGCACCACAAAGGCCGACAAAUAGGUGUGCUGAUCGACAGCAGGUUCAACACCGGUCGUCGGGACAUCGUCACCGAUGUUUCUGCAGCUUUCGUUGUCGUCCUUAAUCACCACCAGGAAAUACGUAAUUCUUCGGCUGGUGGGACGGGCCAAUUAUCCUUAUUCUCAGUGACAGUCUUUCAUUGA